CCAACGAAAUCCCAACAAUCCCCUCCAAAACUUGUUCCUCAAGGUGCUUCUGUAUACCAAAGCUAGGGAAAGAGAGCGAGAGAGUCGGAGACAGAAACCGAGGAAAGGAAGUGAGAAAUAGAUUGGAAGAGGGUAGAUCCGGAUCGAUAAGAAGAAUGGAGUGCGUUUUCGGACUGGUGGGCGAAGGGUUCGCCGUCGUGGUAGCGGACACGUCGGCGGUUCACAGCAUACUUGUGCACAAGUCCAACGAGGAUAAGAUCAUGGUCCUUGACUCUCAUAAACUCAUCGCCGCCAGCGGCGAGCCCGGCGACAGAGUUCAAUUCACGGAGUACAUACAGAAGAACGUGGCUCUGUAUCAGUUCCGAAAUGGGAUUCCUUUGACCACCGCCGCUGCAGCUAACUUCACCCGAGGCGAGCUCGCCACCGCCUUGCGCAAGAACCCAUACUCUGUGAAUAUCCUUCUGGCUGGCUACGAUAAGGAGACAGGCCCAUCUCUUUACUACAUUGAUUAUAUUGCUACAUUACACAAAGUCGACAAGGGUGCAUUUGGUUAUGGGUCCUAUUUUUCACUCUCCACAAUGGACAGACACUACCACAGCCGCAUGUCAGUAGAAGAAGCAAUCGACUUGGUUGAUAAGUGCAUUAUCGAGAUAAGAUCCAGGCUGGUCGUGGCACCGCCGAAUUUUGUCAUCAAAAUUGUUGACAAGGAUGGAGCAAGGGAGUAUGCCUGGCGUGAAACCGUCAAGGAUGCUGAUGUGGCUUCAGCUUGAAUCCUUUACUUGGUCGUUAUUUUUUUCCUCCUUUUUGUUGGGUGUUUUAAAUUUCUCCAUAAACCUGGAUGCGUAGUGUUUGAUAGUGGUAUUGCGACUGGAUAAUUAAUGCAACUCUUUUGUCGAUCUCUUUCUU
This is a messenger RNA of Juglans microcarpa x Juglans regia, 906 nucleotides long. RefSeq names its product proteasome subunit beta type-2-A. Gene Ontology annotation, molecular function: peptidase activity. NCBI's taxonomy places the organism in Eukaryota, Viridiplantae, Streptophyta, Magnoliopsida, Fagales, Juglandaceae. The transcript has 3 exons. Gene Ontology annotation, cellular component: nucleus; cytosol; proteasome core complex. The record is from RefSeq and is a predicted model, not a curated record. Gene Ontology annotation, biological process: proteasomal protein catabolic process. The coding region runs from base 156 to 770 and encodes 204 amino acids.